AAUGUUCCCAAAUGUCCAUGUGAAAACUUUGUAGCUCGUGCCUUUCGUGUUUAGUUUUUAUGACUAAAGUGGAAGUACAAUGAAGAUAAAACGACAAAAGCAAGCACGCAGCGCUUUGAAUAUAUACAAGCACAUAUUCAAAUUUCACGAGCCGUAUUUAGUUUUGGCCGACGGUACGUUUUGUCAAGCUGCAUUAAAAGCGAAAAUCCAAAUAAAAGAUCACAUCAGCAAGUACCUUAACACUACAGUGAAAUGCUGCACAACCAGAUGUGUGUUGGCUGAAUUGGAAUUACUAGGUAAUGAAAUGCAUGGAGCAAAGAUGGUCGCACAAAGAUUUCAACUACGAAGUUGUUCACAUCGUAACUCGCCUGUUCCUGCAGCCGAGUGUUUAAAGUCGUUAAUUAAAGACCAUGAAAGUGGCCGGUACUUUAUUGCAACACAGGAUAUGGCUUUAACGAAAAUAGCCAAAACCAUUCCUGGUGUUCCCGUUCUUUAUGUAUUUCAAUCUCACAUAGUGCUUGAUAAACCAUCGAGAGCAACUGAAAAUCACAUCAAAGCAGUUUCAAAGGAAAAGCUUUCAACAUCUGAAGCUGAGAAGAAAUCGCUAAAACUAAUGAAAGAAGAUGCAAAUAUAAUUCAUGGAGAACGAACUGUUAAACAAGGACGUAAAAGAAAACGUGCCAAAGGACCCAACCCUCUGUCCUGUAAAAAGAAAAAGAAAACUGUUUCUAACAAAAAGACUAGCUGAAUAAAGUUUUUUUUUUGUUUUAAAAAGAAUACCAUUUUUAUAUUGCAAUAUGCAAAGUGCUGCAACCCUGUGUAUUUAAUAGUUACUAUGUUAAAAUCAAAGGUAAAAUCGAAGUAUUACCAAAAAAAACAGGAUAGAACAUUUGUUAUAAAAGUGUACUUUGGGUACCUACAAAAAUAAUAAAAAAAUUCACGCAAUAAAUAUGCAUGUCAGUUA
Molecule: messenger RNA, 964 nt
Organism: Ciona intestinalis (vase tunicate)
Lineage: Eukaryota; Metazoa; Chordata; Ascidiacea; Phlebobranchia; Cionidae
Source: RefSeq, a predicted model, not a curated record